Neofelis nebulosa (Clouded leopard) is the source of this 2432-nucleotide messenger RNA. RefSeq lists its product as uncharacterized. Bases 335 to 1018 code for a protein of 227 amino acids. The transcript has 2 exons. The record is from RefSeq and is a predicted model, not a curated record. NCBI's taxonomy places the organism in Eukaryota, Metazoa, Chordata, Mammalia, Carnivora, Felidae.
CCCACUUGUUAACACCUUGCAAAUCCAUGCAAAAUCCAGCUGACGUCAGGGAAGAUGGAAACUCACUGGAGAGAGUGAGCGCAGAGGCCACACCCGCCCGCAGCUGCCGGGCUCUGCUACGCCCAAGGCCACCUCUGAACCGGAGCCAGAGAGAGGCACGCUGCAUCAAACUGCCCAGCGAGGCCCAAGAAUAUUCCAGUAGGUCCACACGGGAAUAAAACUAUACAUCGGCAAGAUCCAAAAGGCUUUCCGUGCUCCUAGUUCAACUCACAAAGUACAACCGUUUCUUGCUCCUCUCACCAGGAAGGCCUCGUGUGUGUCCGUGGAGAAAAGCAUGCGUGUCUCCCUAAACUCCCCUCUCUGCACUGGCCACUGGCGGGGACAGUCUCAGAAUGGAAACCGAGCACCGACUCACCCUCCGGCCAGGGACACAGAGGAGCGCCACGUCCGGGCCCACCUCUCCACCCCCAGACCUCCUCGGCGCGGCAGAAACCGACACAACAGCCCAGAGGACAGGGGGGCGCUGCCGGGCCCGCAGGGCCGCCUCCACUUCCGGGCCGUGGCAACGAGGCUGGCCAGCAACAGGCAAAGUCACCGGCAGAGCGUCCCAAGCGCCAGGGCUGAAAGACGGCUGGCGGGCCCGCCACGAGAGGAGUGCGUUCUGAUCGCGGACACGGCCCAGAAGCAGGCACUGGACCCCCCCAGGGCUCUGACCAGCGCGCAGAAAGGCAGGGCCACCACAAGGGUCCCUCCCGAGCAGUGCGCAUACUCCCUAGGAACCCAGCGAAACAGCACACUCUGCAAAAAUGCACGUGUCACUCUCAAACAAGGUCUCCAGGGGGCCUGGCCCCUCCUGUCUCAGGUGGGGCGGGCAGGGGACAAGAAGCCUGAUGGGCUCUGGGCCAGCACUGCCUGCAGCCCUGACAGAGGUGGCGGUGGGGGCGACACCAGGCCCACGUGGACCCUGGCUCACAGGGACCCCGAAGAGGGCAGGACGGCGUGCGUGAGAGAGGCCUGAGGCAGGAGACCUGAGAAGAAGUCGGCCCACACCAGCUUUUCCCUCUGAGAAAUGGGUCGACCCAGGCUCUGCUACCUCCGAGGCGCCGACGCAGGGAGAACACGGCCCGCCCUACAACGGGGACCGGCCCGUAAAACAGAACGCCUCCUAGAUUUCCGAAACCGGUCACUAGGCCCAAAGACCCCCAAUGCCCCCUUCCUGACCGUCCAAGGACGGACUCCAGGCCCCCGGCACCAGCAGGAGAGGGGAGCUGGGAGCAGGCCCGCCCAGGAUGGCGGGCCUGGCGGAUGGCGGCAGCCUGGGCUCGGGGCACCAAGGUACUCGCCAAGGCUGCCAGGCCAGUGUCGGGUGACAUCCCUGCACCGGGGGGUCUGGCCUGCCACCCGACCACCCACCGCCCCCUCCUGGUGUCUACGCCCCUCGCGGCAUGGAGCCAAAGGCCACGCAGGGAAGGGCGGGGUCUCCCAGGAAACCAUCUGGCAGCGUCAGCAGCCCGGCUGGGCGGCAAGGCCGGGAGCCCCUCCGCAGACCCUGGAAUAACGCAGCAGGCGGCUGGGACGGGCUCACGGAAAACAAGGGCGUCCAUGGUUCCCGAGGGCCCCAUCUACCACAGACCGCCGGCGGCGACCCCUGCACCGAGCCUGGGGCCGGCUCUGCUCCCUGCGGGCACUGGCCCACCGGGGACCCCUGAGCGCUGACCCUCACCUCCUGCGAUGCCACACUUCGAAUAUCUACUUACACGGAUCAGGGUCUCCUGGUUUUGUUUUUAAAUAUCCAACAGCAGCCUCUCCCGGGUCGUGCUGCAGACCAGGCUCAUCUGAGAUGGGUGAGGGGUCGGGCAGCGCAGCCCCCGGGGGCGCUUCCAGGAGGAGCACUUUCUGUAGGCCACCAGGACCCCACAGCCAAGAGCCCUCCGGGCUGUGCAGGGGGAGUCACCCCUGAGAGCACACUUCCAGGAAGCCAGGCUCCUCCGGUGAAGACCGGGCAUGCCCAGGCCCCUUCUCUUGGGGACAGUGACAGGAGGGGCUGUGGGGCGCCAAGUGUCUCCUAUUCGGCCGAGGACACAGACGGCUGGGGGCGGGGGGUCCCCACCGAAUCUGCUUUUUAAAGGACCCCCCUUUCAACAGCUGAAAGGAAACAGCUCACUGUCUCGGGAGAGCUGCGAGUAAGCAGGCCGCGCAGGCCCUCGGUCUCGCCCACAGGACACUCACAAUGGACCAGAAUUAGGGAGAAAGAGCCCUUCUGUGUGCAGGGCUGGGACUGCGGGUUUGCCUUGGCGGGGGAACAACUUUCCACUGGCCGUGCCCCUCCCCCGCUCCGUCCACUUGCAGCUGGGGCUGUCCUCAGAGGGAAGGAGGCAUUUCCUGUGCCCCCCCAUUUCCCAACAUUCUUGGCAAGCCCAGAGAAGAGCAGG